AUGGCGCUGAAUCGAUCACGUCACCAUUUCCCAUCUGAUCGAUCUCUGCUCGGAGCUAGACAGCAACUAGCGCAGCUGAACGACAAGAUCAGGAGCAGAGCAGGCGGUCUCGUUCUUGGAUCGGCGUCGGCGUCGGCGUCGGCGAUGAUGGCGAUCAAAGGCUACUUCCGGGAGCCGGUGAGGCUGCAGGGGAGGAAGAGGAAGCAGGAGGCGGCGGAGCGGGGUCUCCGCGGCGGCGGGGACGACAGCCUGGGCGCCGCGCUGCUCGACGAGGCCGAGCUGCCGGCGGUGCCCAGGGGCUACUUCGCCGUGUACGUGCCGGCGUUCCGGGACCUCAUGGAGCGCGCCGCCGAGGAGUUCGGCUUCGCGCAGGCCGCCGGCAUCCGCAUCCCGUGCCGCGAGGAGGACUUCGAGGCCACCGUCGCCGCGCUCGAGCUCGAGUCCGCCGUGGCGCGCCGGCGCCCCCGGUCCGGCACCGGCAGAGCCACCGCGGCGGCCGAGCCCAAAUUGCCCAAGGCCAGGUCUUGGUAG
Miscanthus lutarioriparius is the source of this 531-nucleotide messenger RNA. The record is from the annotation of a GenBank genome assembly. Lineage: Eukaryota; Viridiplantae; Streptophyta; Magnoliopsida; Poales; Poaceae.